UGCCCAAUUAUAAUUGAUUAAUUAAUUACUUAAUUAAUUAAUUCUAAAACUGUAAAAGAAAAUAAAAAAAUACUCGUACUCAAAAUAACUCAUAGUGGCGCAGAAACAGUGAUACAAUACUACCUCUUCUUCUCCAUUAUCUUUCUCCAUUUCUCAUUUGUUUUAAGGGGAUUGCAUGUGAGACCUUUUUUUGCUCUUAACAAUGGCGUCCAAGCUCUCUACAUGUUUUCUUACUCAUGGAUGUUCCGGCUUUAACACUAAAUCCUUCAACAUUUCUUUUCCCAAUUUAACAGCUGCUCAUCGUCGAUUGCAUUUCGCUUUUUCUCACCGGGAUUUAAGACAACAGGUUAAAAAAACAUAUCUGCUACAUCCCCGAAUAUAUGCAAACCAGCAACAAAAUGGUGAAACAGAUGUGGAAUUUGAGAAUGCUUCUAACAAUGGCGCUUCAAGCUUAAGACAAGAGAUCAUACCAAAGAAUGAGGUUGUCAACGUCCACAACACCAAAUCAGGAACGCUGCCUCAGACAGAAGGAACCACCUCAGAAGGUUCAUCACAGAAACGAGGGUUAAAGUGGUGGAUUUGGAUUGCGUUCUAUAUAGUUUGUGUCCUUGUUGGACAGUCAGUAGGCAUGUUACUUGGCAGAUUGUAUUUCAAUGAAGGUGGAAGAAACAAAUGGAUGGCAACACUAGUGCAAUAUGCGGGCUUUCCAUUGCUGUUGCCCUUGUACAGCAUUUUACCCAAAGAAAGUACCCAAAAUUCUAAACCAAGUAACGUGCUUUCUCCUCUGAAAACUACAUCAGUUUACGUAUUUUUUGGGCUAUUUGUGGCGGCAGUGGGUAUGAUGUACUCUGUAGGACUGCAAUAUGUACCUGUCUCGACUUUCUCUCUCUUAUGUGCAUCCCAAUUGGCCUUCAAUGCCUUCUUCUCCUUCUUCUUGAAUUCACAGAAGUUCACACCUUACAUCAUUAAUUCUCUUUUCUUGCUUACGAUCUCAUCUACCUUACUCGUAAUUCAGUCUGGUUCCUCCAUUCCUGAAGGAGUUUCAGCGGCAAAUUAUGCCUUUGGUUUCAUUUGUGCUAUUGCUUAUCCAAUGGCAUAUGGAUUGUUGCUUUCCUUGACUGAGUUUGCCUUCCAGAAAAUACUGAAGAAGCAGGACUUUGAAGCGAUUUUGGAUUUGCUACUUCGUCAGUCAUUUAUUGCAAGUUUAAUUGCAGUGGUUGGAAUUUUGUCAACUGGUGAUUUGAAGGCUGUGAAAUUAGAGAUGAAUCAAUUUGGGCUUGGGAAAUUGGCAUAUGUGAUGACCUUGAUUUUCACAUCCAUCAGUUGGCAAGUUUACAACAUAGGUUUAUUUGGAUUGAUUGUUGAAGUGUCAUCCCUGUUCUCCAAUGUUGUUGCUACUCUAGGAUUGCCGAUUGUUCCAGCACUAGCUGUGAUCUUUUUCCAUGACGUAAUGGACGGGAUAAAGGUGGUGGCUAUGUUAUUGGCUAUAUGGGGUUUUGUUUCUUAUGCCUAUGAUCAAUACCUUGACGAGUGUAGUGCAACUGAAACUGUGAACCAAACUAGUGCAUCUGGAACAUUUGAGAACAAAAAUUAACUGAUCAACUCAAAGUCGGGAAAAAAAAUACACCUAGCCAUCCAGUUCCUGGACUGGCCUAGCUAGUAUAAUCCCGAUUCUAUCUUCUGCUACUUCUGGUGGUGAUCUCCGAACAACAGUAGAUCUGCGAGGGUAUUAGUUUAGAUCUUCUCAUCAGAGGUGUUCGCUUCUUUUUUUUGGGUGUUGAGUGUUGGAGGGAGAAAGAAUUCGUAUCAACAGCCUGAUUUCAUAAACCCUAAUUCCUGUUAUGUACAUGUAUGACAAUGCAUUUUAAUGUAUGUAUUUUAAUCUUUUUCUGCCCAUGUAUUUAUUUAUCUUUUCCCUCAGAGCAAGUCUUCUCUUCGUCUGAAGAUUACGAAGACACUGGAAAGCAGUUUAUGCUACUUAUUUUUCCAGCA
Amaranthus tricolor (Joseph's coat) is the source of this 1992-nucleotide messenger RNA. RefSeq names its product purine permease 21-like. Bases 203 to 1594 code for a protein of 463 amino acids. Gene Ontology annotation, cellular component: membrane. The transcript has 3 exons. The record is from RefSeq and is a predicted model, not a curated record. Lineage: Eukaryota; Viridiplantae; Streptophyta; Magnoliopsida; Caryophyllales; Amaranthaceae. Gene Ontology annotation, molecular function: purine nucleoside transmembrane transporter activity.